UAGCAGAGUUCGUGUUUUGUAUUCGUCUGCGCUUGGUUUUCAUUGUGAAAUUUGGCAUAAGUUCACAGUUCAAGUCGAGAAACAAUGAAUGCCUCUGAACAUGGGUUUAACCCAGCCUUUAACAUGGCCUCCAUAAAACAGGCUUUCAAUGAGGCUGUGGAAAGAGUCUCAACAGUUAGGAUGCCUGCACCGACGCGGCUGAGGGAUCUGAUCAGACAAAUACGGGCUGCACGAACAGCUGCAGAAGAGAGGACAGUUGUGAAUAAGGAAUGCGCGUAUAUUCGUUCAACGUUUAGGGAAGAAGACAGUGUGUGGAGAUGUCGUAAUAUCGCUAAACUACUGUAUAUUCAUAUGCUGGGAUAUCCGGCGCACUUUGGUCAAUUGGAAUGUUUAAAGCUCAUCGCUUCGCCUAGAUUCACUGACAAACGAAUUGGUUACUUGGGAGCCAUGCUGUUGCUAGACGAGCGGCAAGACGUACAUCUCUUAAUCACGAAUUGUCUAAAAAAUGACUUGAACAGUUCCACACAGUUUGUCAUCGGUUUAGCGUUGUGUACUCUCGGUGCAAUCGCGUCACCGGAAAUGGCAAGGGAUCUGGCGUCCGAGGUAGAGAGAUUGAUGAAAUCGCCGAACGCGUACAUCCGAAAGAAAGCAGCGCUCUGCGCUUUUCGGAUCAUCAGACGCGUACCGGAGUUGAUGGAGAUGUUUUUGCCGGCCACUCGCAGCCUAAUCACCGAAAAGAAUCACGGGGUCCUUAUUACCGGUGUCACUCUUAUCACGGAGAUGUGCGAGAACAGCAUUGAUACGCUGAAUCAUUUCAAAAAGGAAUGCGGCCAUCGUGAGAUCGUGCCAAAUCUCGUAAGAAUCUUAAAGAACCUAAUCCUAGCCGGAUACUCGCCCGAGCACGAUGUAUCCGGAGUAUCAGAUCCGUUUCUUCAGGUGAAGAUAUUGCGUCUUCUACGUAUUCUAGGACGUAACGACGUCGAUGCAUCCGAAGCUAUGAACGACAUUCUUGCUCAAGUCGCCACUAACACGGAAACCAGCAAAAACGUCGGUAACACGAUACUUUAUGAAACGGUUCUUUCGAUCAUGGACAUUAAGUCGGAGAGUGGGCUUCGAGUCUUAGCGGUCAACAUACUGGGCAGAUUUUUAUUGAAUAACGAUAAAAAUAUCAGAUACGUGGCCCUGAAUACGUUAUUGAAGACAGUUUACGUGGACACCAGCGCGGUGCAGAGGCAUCGAUCGACAAUACUAGAAUGCUUGAAAGACCCAGACGUAUCGAUCAGAAGGCGUGCAAUGGAUCUAAGCUUUGCGCUCGUCAAUUCCAACAAUAUCAGGAAUAUGAUGAAGGAGUUGCUUUUAUUUUUGGAACGUGCCGAUCCCGAAUUCAAGGCUCAAUGCAGUAGCAAUAUCGUAAUGUCCGCGGAGAGAUUCGCUCCGAAUAAACGCUGGCAUCUCGAAACUCUCUUCAAAGUACUUGUCGCGGCUGGUAAUUAUGUUCGAGAUGACGUGGUGGCGUGUACGAUACAAUUAAUUUCGGAGACGCAGUCACAACAGGGUUAUGCCGUUAGUGCGUUGUGGCACGCGUUAGAAAAGGACACAUCCGACAAACAGCCUUUGGCGCAGGUUGCCACGUGGUGCAUCGGUGAAUACGGGGAUCUAUUGUUAUACAGUUCACCAUCGGAAGACGCCGAAACUCCAAUCAAUUUGACAGAGGAUGAAAUUAUUGACGUGUACCAGAGAUUACUCUGGAAUCCACAGAACACUGUGAUCACAAAACAGUACACCUUACUAUCUCUUACUAAAUUGAGUACGAGGUUUCAGAAAGGUCACGAGAAAAUUUGUCAGAUCAUAGAUACGUUUGGUAGCAAUUUGCAUAUCGAAUUACAGCAGAGAGGUAUAGAGUUCUCACAGCUGUUUCGAAAGUACGAUCACCUGAGGCCUGCGCUGCUCGAGAGAAUGCCGCCGAUGGAAACCGCGCGACCGCAGGCUAAUGGUAUUAUAGGUAUGAUGAACGGUGAGCCAGAACUGGAAGACGAAAAGUCCACAAUGCUGGAAUCAACCACAACAACUACAUCCGAUUCAAGUGUACUUUUAGAUUUACUUGGAACUACAGAUGUAGGAAUAACGAUGCCGGUGGCGACGGCCAAUAAAAAUUCUUCAUCAAAUUCAUCUACGACAGCACAUAAUAAUGACCUGUUGGAUUUACUUGGAAGUUUGGAUUUGAAUACACCUACACCUGUCACUCCCACGUUACCACUUCAACCACAGAUGUCAUCCACACCGAUGUUCAGUCCUACUAACAAUAGUAACUUCUUAGUAGAUGGAUUACUCAGUACUCCGAUAGUGCAAAACGAACUACCGAGUAUGGUGGUCUUGGAUAAAUCAGGGCUCAAAAUAACGUUCAAAUUAGAAAGACCGCCCGAUAUUCCUGAUCUGUUAGUCAUAAAUAUGUUGGCUCAAAACUCCGGAAGCACCAUUUUAACCGAUUUUUUAUUUCAAGCAGCAGUUCCUAGGACAUUCCAAUUACAAAUGUUAUCGCCGUCAAGUACUGUCAUUCCACCGUCUGGUCAAGUAACUCAAGUCUUGAGAGUGACAAAUAUGAAUAGAGCACAAUUAAGGAUGAGAUUGCGUAUAUCGUAUACGGGCUUGACUGGAUCAGUUUUGGAACAAACGGAAGUCAAUAACUUUCCCGUUUCAAUAUCGCAGUGACAAGAUGUUAUACAAAGUACAUUUGUACAUAUGCUCGUCUAAAAAUAAUUACUAAAGUUUUGGAAGCGGACUGAAAGAAAGAUGAAAAAACGCAAUUUUUCUUUAAAAACAAUGAAACAUACAACUCGGCUACAUUUAACACACACAUGCACGCAUGCACGCACUCAGAAAGAGAGAGAGAGGGGGGGGGAAGGGGGAGGGAAAGAGAGAGAGACAUUUUGUAUUAAGCAAUUAAAUCAUUGCAUGUGCUGCGGCACUAAUAGGACAAGAGCUAAACUUUCUAAGGGAGACUUUGGAUAUGUUAAAAGGCUAAAUGAAAUAGAAAACGAAGAAACAAAGAAAUGAAAGUAAAGAGAAGAAAACAGAAACACAGAUGCUUGACAUGCCACUUAAGAACAAUAGAACAUUGAACAAACUCGAAAGGAUUGAAGGAAAAUUACCUAAAGUGCUCUGUCGUUGCUCCAAAAAGUUAUCUGUGAGAAGGCGCUUAUAACUCUUGCUGUAACAAAACAAAAAAAAUACGAUCUUUUCUACCGCUGUAUUUGUAAGAUAUCACGGACGACUUGCGAAUGAUCGUCUUGUAAAUAUUAGAUAAUUACAAUGACGUAGAGGUGAGAAAAUCCUUACGCAAAAUAAGAAAAAUAGAAAAAAAACAUGUAAGGAUUCUUUAUAACUAUAUAUGAUUCAAUAACGCGAAUAUACGAUAAUAUCCAUAUUUUUACCUUCGAGAAAAAGAGAUAUCAUUUUUUGGAAGGAAAGAUACACGAAGAUACAAAUAUAAAUAAAUAUAUACAGGACACCUAUGAUACAUAAGUGUUAUGUACGAGUACACAGUUUCGAAUUCGUAUUCAAAAUAUAGACAUAACAUUGGAAAGCUGCAUUUUGAUUGUCAUGUUAUAUCUGUCGCGCGUAUGUAUGCAUGUUGAGCUUUGCAUCCCAUUGUACAAGAAAUUCAUUAUGAGAAAGAUUGGGAUUCUGUUAAUGGUUCAAUCAAACCUCUUCGUCUCUUUUGAAUUAUGUUGAUUCCUAUGAAAUGCUCUAACGAUGUUUUAACUAUUAUUGUAUUAAAUUGAUUUUAAUGAUAAUUCUGACGGAGCCAUAACGUCGGAAUCACACCUCCAAAAUACUACGUAGCGAAAUCGUCUUACAAAGUAGAAAUGCAAAAUUCAUUUUAAGGUAGAUUUCAUAUCCGCGAAUUAUAGUCAAACGUCUCAUUCUUAUUUUCAUGAGUUACAUAAAGGAUAAUUGUGUAUAUAU
Messenger RNA from Cyphomyrmex costatus, 3966 nucleotides. It is a transcript of the gene AP-1gamma, whose product is annotated as adaptor protein complex 1, gamma subunit. Gene Ontology annotation, cellular component: membrane coat; AP-1 adaptor complex; Golgi apparatus. NCBI's taxonomy places the organism in Eukaryota, Metazoa, Arthropoda, Insecta, Hymenoptera, Formicidae. Bases 85 to 2709 code for a protein of 874 amino acids. The record is from RefSeq and is a predicted model, not a curated record. Gene Ontology annotation, biological process: vesicle-mediated transport; intracellular protein transport. The transcript has 16 exons.